AUGGUGUGGAGGGAGGCGCGGCACAUCACGUGUGACGGGGCGGCGCGGCGCGGCGCCGGUGUAGGUUCCACGACGAUGAUGCGCGCCGAGGACCAGGGCAGCGGGCGCAGCGACGCUGCCUCGCUGCUGUCACAACUGUCUCCGCAGAUGGUCAUACAGCGCGCGACGAACCUGCACCGCCGCGUCCAGCACCACAUCGACACACUCGCGCCCUACACGAUGGAGCGCUGGGGCUUUACGGGCAUCUUGUUGGUUCUCUUCAUGCUGCGCAUUGUGCUCGCGCACGGCUGGUACAUUGUAUGCUAUGCGCUCUUUAUCUACCUGCUGAACCUGUUCCUCGCGUUCCUCACACCCAAGUUUGACCCGGCGUUCGAGUCGGACCUGGCCGCGCAGGACGUCGAGGACGGCGCGCCGGGUCUGCCGACCUCCGCGUCCAAGACGAGCGGCGGCCUGAUGAGUGACGUGUUCCAUCCGCCCAGCGCGCAGGACGACGACGAGUUCCGCCCCUUCAUUCGGCGCCUUCCCGAGUUCAAGUUCUGGAUCAGCGCUACGCAGGCCAUUCUGCUCUCGCUCCUGGCCACCCUAUUCAGCGUCUUCGAUAUCCCCGUGUUCUGGCCGAUUCUCGUAUUGUACUUUUUGACGCUCUUUGUCAUUACGAUGCGCCGCCAGAUCGAGCACAUGAUUCGCUACAAGUACCUGCCCUUCGACUUGGGCCGCAAAGCGCGGUACGGCCGCGCCUAA
Messenger RNA from Malassezia sympodialis ATCC 42132, 741 nucleotides. It is a transcript of the gene RER1, whose product is annotated as protein retrieval receptor. The record is from RefSeq and is a predicted model, not a curated record. Gene Ontology annotation, biological process: retrograde vesicle-mediated transport, Golgi to endoplasmic reticulum; protein retention in ER lumen. Gene Ontology annotation, cellular component: Golgi membrane. NCBI's taxonomy places the organism in Eukaryota, Fungi, Basidiomycota, Malasseziomycetes, Malasseziales, Malasseziaceae.